This is a messenger RNA of Gymnodraco acuticeps, 3847 nucleotides long. It is a transcript of the gene arrdc1b, whose product is annotated as arrestin domain containing 1b. Gene Ontology annotation, molecular function: ubiquitin protein ligase binding; ubiquitin-like ligase-substrate adaptor activity. Gene Ontology annotation, biological process: protein transport. The record is from RefSeq and is a predicted model, not a curated record. The transcript has 8 exons. Gene Ontology annotation, cellular component: cytoplasm. Lineage: Eukaryota; Metazoa; Chordata; Actinopteri; Perciformes; Bathydraconidae. Bases 74 to 1381 code for a protein of 435 amino acids.
CGCGGCAGCAGGUGAGCGCGCAGCAUCGCCUCCUCGCUGUUUCAGAAACGCAGAGCGGCGGAGUAGCGGAGCCAUGGGAAAGCUUCAAGAAUUUGAUAUCACUUUUACCAACAACAAGGUGGUCUACGGUCCCGGAGAGUCUAUUAGCGGAAAUGUGAAAAUACGAACCGGCCACUCGUUGCAGUACAAAGCCAUCAAGGUCUACUGUCAGGGAUCAUGUGGGAUCUCCACCAAAAUGAACGAAGCCACGUGGGCUCUGGAGGAGCAGUACUUCAACAGCACGCUGUCUAUUGCUGACAAAGGAACCCUGGUGGCAGGCGAGCACAGUUUCCCCUUCCAGUUUCUCCUUCCAGUCGCUGCCCCCACUUCCUUUGAGGGACCCUUUGGGAAGAUUACCUACCGAGUGAGAGUGGCUAUCGACACACCACGCUUCUCUAAGGACUACAAAGCCCAGAAAGCCUUCUACCUUCUCAACCUGCUCAACCUCAAUGAGGUGCCUGAAAUUGAACAUCCGAGUUACGCUGUGACCACCAAGAAGUUCAGCUACCUCCUGGUGAAGACAGGGACCCUGAUGCUGAAAGCUCGCAGUGACCUGAGAGGUUACAUCCCCGGGCAGGUCAUCAAGUUAGCCACCGAGAUCCACAACAAGUCUGGGAAGGACACGGGCUAUGUGCUGGCCAGUCUCAUACAGAAAGUGACCUAUAAGACCAAGCGGCCUGUGGUCGACCUGCGGACCAUCGCAGAGGUGGAGGGAGCCGGAGUGAAAGCAGGAAAACACGCGGAGUGGAGAGAGCAGAUCAUCGUCCCUCCUCUUCCUCAGUCAGCACUGGCCGGCUGCAGCCUCAUACACAUCGACUACUUCAUUCAGGUGUCGCUCAAAUCUCCGGACGCAGUGGUCACGCUGCCUAUCUACAUCGGGAACAUCGCUGUGAACUUGUCUCCAUCGAGACCCAUGCCCCCCACUCCGGACCACCGCAUUGCUCCCAGCGCGGCGGGCGUGACCCCCAGCGCCCCACCGGUGGAGGAGCUAGAGGAGGGGAUGUGUGCAGGGGGCGUGGGCAGUGAGGAGCUCCCCACCAAGAGUCACUCUCAGCAGGACCCCUCGGGGCAGCCGGUCACCAUGUCCCCCAGCGCCUUCAGCCAAGCCCCCGGGGUAGCGCUGCCUCCCGGCCUCAGGCCCGACGCCUCCGCCCCUCUGUUCUGUGUGUCCACCGGGGCCACCAUACCUUUCUUCACCGAGGGAAACGUGACUCCUAUCCCCACCUCCUGCUCGCUCAUCCUCCCUCCAGAGUACAGCAGCUGCGACUACCCUCAUGAGCCCCCACCCACCUAUGAGGAAAGCUGUAGUAGCGCCAACUCCACUUUCAACAGUAUACAGUAAAAGAAGGUGAUGGAGCAUCAUGGCCACGCACCCCCCACACCUGUUUCCAUUCGCCUCUCGAAAAAUCGGGACAGAGACACGUCGGGUUAGAGAGGACGGACGAUAACUCCACUCCUGAGAAUAUUUCUUUGUCCUCGAAUAAGAAAAAAAAAAGGGAUAAAAUCUUAUAUGAUAUAAGUUUUAAUUUCAAUUCUUGUCUCAUCAGGUAGUGUCAGUUAGAGCGGGUGAACAUCACUGUGCCUACAAGAAGUAUUUUGGAUCAUCAUUUAGAAUAUUCAGUGAUUGGACAUGUUUCUUUUAGGGGCGGAGUCAAAUCUGUUUUUGUUUUCUCAACUAACUUUCGCAUCUGUGAUGCCUUGAAAAUGAUCUCUGCCUACUGAAGGCUCGGGUUUGGCCUUUUUUUGUCUUGUUUUAACUGUGCACUUGUUAUAGUGGUCCACCGCUGUCCGUUUGUAACUCAGUUGUCCUCAUCUUCACCAGGGCAGAGCUGUCGUCAUGCUGGACAUUGAGAGGACAUUUUCACCGUGUUUGUCUAGUUGGAUUAGUUAAACCCCUGCUUAAAUUAUUCUGAUGGUCUUUGUUUGAGGAAAUAUGAGACACCACUUUCCAAAAUCGGUCUAUGUUUUCUGUAGCAGCAUGCACUACUGUCUGCUGCAGUGUCUUUUUUAAUAUUAUGCCACUAGAAUUUGCCAGUCAUAGUUUGAAUCCUACAGAUAGGGGCGUUAAUGUCUCAGCAAAACCUCUCUGUGUAACUUGAAACACAGUUAGUAAUACAUAUGAUUAUUAUUAUUAUAUAUUAUAAUCAUUUUAAAAAAUAGCUUUUAGAUUAGUUCAAAGACAUAUAUCAUCUCUCAAACACCACCAUGCGUUGAGUCAUAUAACUGAGAGGUUUUGCUUUGACUUCAGUUUUGUAUUCUGAGGACAGUGUCUCUGCAGAUGAGGCUCGUUUCUCCUGCAGCUGGACAUGAGGCCACAGUGUUUGUCUGCCCUCUUGUGGUCAUCUCUGGUAUAGUUGCCAUACUGAAACUUGAGCCAAACAAUCAGCCAUGCAUAGAGAAAAUCUCCACUAAGGUCCUUGCUCCUGUGAUGCCACAACUGAAGUCAGUCGGCUGUGUACAUCUACAUCCUUUUCUUUGUGUGAAAGUGGAAAAAUCGAGAUUUGAGUUUUUUUUAGAUGUGAUGCAAGUGUAGCAUCAUCGUUUUCGUCUUGGUGUGAAUGAGAUUUUAUGUUGUUUUUUCUCAUGUUUGUUGCCUUAACUUUCUUUUUAGUGUUACUUGUGUGAGAUGAAAAUCCUCCAAAAUGUCAGUUUGUGCAGAUGUGCACAAAACAGCACUUUUUACAGAUUUCCAAGUGCAAAUCUACUGUAUACAUGUGUACAAAAAUAACUUUUAUGGCUACAGUCUGUUUUCAAUUAAACUUACAUUUUCAAAUGUAUUUGUGGUUUUACCACCUGUAUCUGUUAGAGACACUUUUUAUUUGCCUGUGUACAAUGCAGGGUGAUAAUGUUAUCACUUCACACAUUUUAAAAACUUUAAUUUAAUUUUAAUUACAGGUGUUUUGUUUUGCACAUACAAAGAGUUUGAUCCAUAACAGGGGAACACAAUUCAUUUAAUAUCUGAUUUUGCAGAACCUAUACUUAUUUAUAUGCAUAUAAUAAUUUGAAAAUUAUCAUCCCCCUACUAAGCAUCAGCACAUUUUCAGUGUCACCUUCCUGUGGGAAACUAAUACAACAGAAAAUCACAAGCACAACUACUGUCCUGAAUAUCUGUGACUUUUAAUGUGUACUUUACCAAGUCCAUUCUGUGAAUUAUGAAAAAGAAAUGAAAGUGCUAACGUUGGACCCUGACUGCGGAUCAUUUUAACAUUGAUUGUGUUUUUACAUAUCAGCACAAAAGACUGCUGUAACUGUUAUAAAAGCAGGCUCUACAUUAAUGUAAAUGCAUGCCUUAAACCAACUGGACUCCCGCCACCUCUUACAGGAGCUUGUGCCGGACUUUCUUCUUCUUGUCUUUCGUGGAGGACCGCAGGAUGUGCUUGAGAACUCUUCCUGUUUUGUCUCCAUCAGUUCUCUUUAUGUACACAAAUGUAGCUUAUAAAAAACAGCCAGCACGUCUGAGCUUAGACCUCUUGUUUUUAAAAAUGACUGCAACUCCUCUCAUCUCAAAGACAACAGCAGCAGCAACUCUCGCGCUGCCUUUAUCGAUCCUGAUUCUGUUUAAUUCUUCGCCACCAAAAGGUACUAUAGCUUUAUGAUGCCCAACUUGUUCUGUGUUUGUUUUUUCUUUCCCCCCCUCACAUAUUGAUGAGCGGUGUCUGGUUUUGUAUUUUUCUACUUGUUAAACUGUUUACAGGUGUGUAUGCAGAUAUUAAUAGUAGCACCUCAAUCAGUUAAUGUAAAAUGUCGACAUGCAGUGCAGAAUCAACGUUGUACUGUGAAGUAUAACAAUAAAAAUAUAUGAAGUAUU